Molecule: messenger RNA, 795 nt
Organism: Peniophora sp. CBMAI 1063
Lineage: Eukaryota; Fungi; Basidiomycota; Agaricomycetes; Russulales; Peniophoraceae
Source: the annotation of a GenBank genome assembly
AUGCUCAGUCCAUCAACGUCUAUAGAGAUUAUUCCUCCACCUAGUGAGCGAUACGCCGCGGACCCAGUCUUUCCGACGGUUCGCCUUCGCGUACUCGGCCACUCCGGGACCACCCCGCCCAUAGAUGCGGCGCAUUUGGACCGCGCUAAUGACGCGCCAGAUACGACAGCAGCGCUCUUGAAAGACCUCACGAAGCUCUACUCUUUACCAGUACCCGAGGAUUCCAACCCAGAAACACUUGUGUCUGCCAUCCGCCAGCAUCUGGAGGAGUUUGCGUCUAACGAGCGCCAAUCCAAGCAGGUCAUUAACGAGAAGGAUCGCGCAUACCAGGAGCUCCGUCAAGCGCACGACAAGACGUCCAGUGACAAUGAACGCCUGCGUGCCGCUCACACAAAUGCUCUUGGUCAGAUUGCGGCACAACACGAAGGUAACGCUCAGUCGCAGCGGACGCACAAGGUCGAACACGCAGCCGUAUUGAAGGAACGCGACGACUUGAAGAAGGCCAUCAGAACUGUGACCCAGGAGCGCGACGACGCCAACAACACGCUCAAUCGAGUGCGCACCGAGCGCAACACCUUUCGCAGUAUGUCCGAUAGGCUACGCGAGGAGCGCAACACCGCGCGCAGCGCGCUUCAGAAUCUGCGCGCAAGCCAAGCCAAUGUGUGCAAGACUUUAGGCCCCGCGCUUGAGCAUGCGGCAGUGUUCGAGGGACAAGUGAAAGAGUUCUUCCGUAAGAGGGACGAGCUGCAGAGCGAGAUGCGCGGAGGAAGCGCUCUGCCAGAUCUUUCAGUGUAG